AUGCGGCGGGGACCAGCAGCUUCCACUCUGGAGCGUAUGGCCGUGGAGUUCAGCAGACUAUCAAUGGCAGGAUACCAGCUCUGGUCACCAUGGACCCCUCUGGAUGAGAGCUUCCAAUGGCUGCGGCACACAACACCUACACCUUCUUCCAAGCACCCCUUUAGGGCUUCCCCCUGCUUCCCACACACCCCUUCUGACCUUGAAGUGCAGCUGUGCUUUCAAGAGGUCACUCUAGUCCUAGAUAGCCCAUUCCUGGAACCUGGGGUGAGUCCCAAGUUACCCUGCCACACAUCAGAGCUCCGAACCAUAAACAACAAGAAAGGACUGGUCAGGAAGCCCCAGCCUGUCCGCCUCAGUGGAGUGGAUUCGGUCUUUGGCAGGGUCAUCACGGCUCAGCCUCCAAAGUGGACUGGGACCUUCAGAGUUUCAGACAAGUCAGCCUUUUGCAAAAUCAUCAGCCGGGAGCACCAGUGGCCCACUGGACUUAAGGAACCUCAGAUUCAGAUGACAGUGACCAUGUGCAAACAGAUGCUGCGCUCUAUUCUCUUGCUGUAUGCAACAUACAAGAAGUGUACCUUUGCCUUGCAACACUCCAAGUAAAGGGCCCCCCACCUGAUUCCUGUUCCUCACACCAUUCCCUUUGCUAUGUGCCUGAAGCUUGCAGAAACCUGUCCAUGUAAAGGAAACUGACAUUGCCC
Messenger RNA from Myotis lucifugus (little brown bat), 698 nucleotides. RefSeq names its product FANCD2 opposite strand (gene FANCD2OS). The transcript has 2 exons. Lineage: Eukaryota; Metazoa; Chordata; Mammalia; Chiroptera; Vespertilionidae. Bases 1 to 600 code for a protein of 199 amino acids. The record is from RefSeq and is a predicted model, not a curated record.